This is a messenger RNA of Neoarius graeffei (lesser salmon catfish), 12341 nucleotides long. RefSeq names its product tyrosine 3-monooxygenase/tryptophan 5-monooxygenase activation protein, beta polypeptide a (gene ywhaba). Lineage: Eukaryota; Metazoa; Chordata; Actinopteri; Siluriformes; Ariidae. Bases 134 to 868 code for a protein of 244 amino acids. Gene Ontology annotation, cellular component: cytoplasm. The transcript has 8 exons. Gene Ontology annotation, biological process: signal transduction. The record is from RefSeq and is a predicted model, not a curated record.
AGGAGGCGGAAGUGUUAACGCAGGCGGAAGUGGUACAACCCUGAAUUCCCUAAGCAGCGAAACGGAGGACGGAUUGAUACUCCAAGCAUUUAGUGACCAAAAGUAGGAUUCGAAAUAUAUUUAAAUUAUUGACAUGGAUAAGAGUGACCUAGUGCAGAAGGCUAAGCUGGCCGAACAGGCUGAACGCUAUGACGACAUGGCUUCCUCUAUGAAGGCAGUCACUGAAGGUGGAGGUGAGCUGUCCAAUGAGGAACGUAAUCUCCUGUCCGUGGCCUACAAGAACGUGGUGGGCGCUCGCCGCUCCUCCUGGCGUGUCAUCUCCAGCAUUGAGCAGAAGACGGAGGCCAACGAGAAGAAGCAGCAGAUGGCGCGUGAAUACCGUGAGAGAAUUGAGCAUGAGCUGCAGGAAAUCUGCAAUGAUGUGCUGGGUCUUCUUGAGAAGUACCUCAUACCCAAUGCUAGCCAGGCAGAGAGCAAAGUGUUCUACCUGAAAAUGAAGGGAGACUACUACAGAUACUUAUCUGAGGUGGCAUCUGGCGAUGCAAAAAAAUUAACGGUGGACAACUCUCAGAAGGCUUACCAGGAUGCAUUUGAUAUUAGCAAGAAAGAGAUGCAGCCUACACACCCCAUCAGGCUGGGGCUCGCUCUAAACUUUUCUGUGUUUUAUUAUGAAAUCCUAAACACCCCGGAGCAGGCCUGCAGUUUGGCAAAGACGGCUUUUGAUGAAGCGAUCGCUGAGCUCGACACUUUGAAUGAGGACUCCUACAAAGACAGCACCCUGAUAAUGCAGCUACUAAGGGACAACCUUACUCUGUGGACAUCAGAAAACCAGGGUGACGAGGGAGAUGCUGGAGAGGGCGAGAAUUAAAGGCAUUGCACUUCACUGUUUAAAUCCACCCACACUCUUGAUCUUACACAUACAGCCCAUAGUUCCCUACUCCAUCCACUUCACCCUAACUUGCCUUUCUGUAUGACGAGCAGCAUGAAUUGUAUCUGACAUACAAGUCUCUGCCCCUCUGAGAUCAAGGCACAGGGUAAUGUUCAGGUCUUUGAUGGCCGAGAUGUUUUGAACGUGUUUUUCGGAGGGGAGGGGGUGUUUGAAUAUGGGGGUAUUGUCUUAAUACUGCUAAUUUUUUUUUUUUAUAAAGAGAAUUGUUCAUCAGGUAAUGCAUUAUAGGUUCCCCCCCCCCCCCCCACACUCCUAUUGUCUCAGUGGUUUUAUCACAAAAGGUUAUAAAACUGUCCAGUUAAUUUAAUCACUGUGAUGCUUAGUCUGUCCCACCCCCCACCCCACCCAACACUUCUCGAUUAAAUUGGAAAUAGUUUUAUUGGUAUGAGCAGUACAAUUCUGUUGCAACUCAUACAGAAAGGAAGUAAACAGGCUGUAUUGUGACACUGACUAACAUGCAUUACUGUUGUUGUUGUGCAAUGUUUAUAAUUUUUACUUUGCAUGAGUCCAAGAAUGAAAAUAAAAGGGACCUGAGGUCAUUCCAGUUGUUCUAAAAAAAUUUAACCAUGAGCUUCAACAUUCCAUCAGUAAGUAAUAGACUUUCAUGAAACCGGAUUGUCUAUCCUGAUGAACUGUCAAAGGGCAGUUAAGUGGUGCUGUUUAAUGCCAGUAAAAAAAAAAGUCCCUGAACACACACUAUACAGUUGCAUAAGGUGAAAGAUGUCUUGAAUUGAAAUGUAAACCUACUUUAAAAAAAUUAAGCAGUUAAAGCUUCUGAAUAAAUUUAUUUAAUCCUUUCCCACUUCCAAAAAGGGUUCAUGAUCAAUACUUAUUGUCCCCUGUAAUUGAGACGAUGGGAGUAUUUGCGCUGUCUUUCUUGGUCACAGAUACAUUUAGUCCUGGUAUAAAUUAAGUUUCUGGUAACCAUGAGAACAAACCCACUGUGCUUUCAGCUGUUUGAGAGAUUUUGCAAUUGCCAGAAUUUUCUGCUCCAGUUCGGAUGCAAGUUUAAAAAUUCCACUUUAGCUGUUUAAUGGUUGAGGGUACUAUUGCGCUUUAAUGAAACUAGAGGAUUUUUAAGGGGUUAGGCCAGAUCUUCAGUGUCACAAUACCUUGUCAUGUCAUUAACAUUCUACUUAAGUGUAGAACUCCUGUCUCCAAUUGAAGACAUGAUGUUCAUGCACUGAAGUAAAAACAUGUCUCCCCAUAGCUGAACAAACAGCAGUUAUUCUAUGCUUGAGGAAAAAAAAAAUACAGUAGUGAAUAUGGAGCCAAGCCUGUCUGUAUAUCUGGUAUCUCCGAUUGCUUUUGUUUUUACUGACCAGUAUUCUGCCUCCAGUUAGCUUCUGUGAUGGUUUUAUCGCUUUAGCGCGCACGUGGUUGUGAAAAUUUUAGACUAGCUUAAGAAUCCCAAAUAAAAAAAGGAAAAAAAAAAUCGUAGUAGAGCCCUGGUUAUUGAUGUAAUACUAGAUUUGUGUACGUCUUUAAAAGUUCUAGUUUCACCUUACAUGUUAUAAUCAGGAAAAAUGUAAACGACACUUUAAAGUGAAAUAAAAGUUUUAUUGGUUCCAAAUUUGUCUUGGUUGAGUCUUCAUUUGCAUGUGUAUUGAGGAUCAAGUGGCAGUAUUAUGCAUUUAAGUGACUCUUGUAGGUUUCAGUUGUGCACUUAAAAUACCUAGCCUAAAAUUUAUGCCCUUAUUUCUAGUUCAUUAAUUGAGCUCAGUGAUUGUGUAUCAAAGAUUUAAGCCGGCACAAGUUUCAUACGCCCAUGUAAAUAACUGAGGGACAUUUGUGGCAAUGUACUGCAAAUUUUAUUCAUUUUACAAAAUUGAUUUCCCUGAACUUAGAUAGUGAACUUCCAAUAUUUGAAGUUUUAAAUAUCUGAACCUUGGGGGGGGGGGGAAGUACAAACCCCUGCAUUGUGAUGAAAGUAUACAUUAAUUGCAUGACUUCUUGCUGUUUUAUACAAAGACUAGACAAUUGAUGGUAUAUUUCUGACAAGCACUUAUGAUUGGUAUAUGUAGAUUAAUAUUGCUGUAUUGAGGUGCCUGGCCCAAAUACACCCUAUAAACUUAAAGAACAGGAAGCUGAUUCAGUGUACUCACUGGCCACUUUAUUAGGAACACCCAUACACCUGUUAUGCAGGCAAAUCAAGUUAAUGUUCACUUCAACAAUCAGAAUGGGGAAAAAUUGUGAUGAGACUUUCACUGUGGCAUGGGUGUUGGUGCCAGAUGCCCUCGUUUGAGUAUUUCAGGAACUGCUAGGGUUUACACAGCAUGGUGUGAAAAAAGUGACAGUUCUGUGGGUGGGAACACCUUAAGAGGUCAGAGGAAAAUGGCCAGAUUGGUUCAAGCUGCCAGGAAGGAUACAGUAACUUUCCAACCAUGGUGAGCAGAAAACCACAUUAGGUUCCAGUCCUGCCAGCCAAUACCAGGAAUCUUAAACUCAAUAACAAGUUCCUAUUAAAGUGACCAGUGAGUAUUUGGACAUGAAAUUACUUUAUCACCUCAAACAUCCCUCUUUUAAGUAACCAGUCUGAAUGUAUCAAAGGAAUGGUGCACAUUGGAAAACUGGGAUAACUUGGGGCACUUAAGGUAAUGCAAAAGUUAUUUCAUCUUCAGUACUUCUUGUAAUAGCUUCUGUGCAGCAGUGUUGUUGGGCUCUAUUUUGAGCAAGCUAUUAAGAUCCUCCAUGCAAGGUCUCUUGGUCUGUAGAGGAAACAAAUCACAAAUUUAACAAAUUCUAUGCAUUAUAGUAUCUGGUACCACUGGUACUUUUCCACAGUUAACAUUAAAAUGACAGUAUGUAGAGAAUUAUUUUGACACUAGAAGUUCAUCAAAAGCAUAGUGCAUGUUUUAUUUCUAGGGGCAUAGCAAUUAAUAGUUCUGAUUUUGGUACAGUAAUUAUACCAAAAUGUGCUAUUUGGACAAAAUUUUUCAUAAGCCUUUGUUCUUCCAGGGAGAUUACAACAAAUACUAAAUCUGGACUGGGAUAUUCCUCAACCACUUAUGGGUGUGGCUUAGGAAUAUCCAAAAACUUUUGGCAAUAUAGUGCAUGAGUACCAUGUCAGAUUAUAUUGCUAAAGUACAGGGGCGAACAAAUCAGCAACCUGGCCAACUGAGGAUAUUUUCAGGUUAGAUUUUUUUUUUGGGGGGGGGGUUAAUUCCCACCUGGAGAAUUUAAGCACUUAAUUGUCUUCCAUCCCACUUCUGUAUUAAAUUCCCCUUUGAGUUGAAUUGCAUCAGCUACCACUUGACCUAGUUAGUUAGGUUUCCAGACAUGGACAGACUAGUACUGUAACUUGAACACAGUCAGAAAUCAUUUGUCUACCCUGACAAUUAUUUAAUAUAUACACAGAGUACCAGUAAAAAGUUUAGACAUGUUCUGUUUUUCUACAUUGCAAAAAUGCUGGAAACAAACUCGAACAUGAAACUUAACACUACCCCAUUUCAUAUUUUAGAUUCAGUGUAGCCAUCACUUAGCAUGACAGCUCAACUAUUGGCAUUUUCUUCACCAGCUUCAUGAGGUAAUGACCUAGAAUGUGUUAAUUAGCAAAAGUUCUUGCCUUUUUGAUGCCUUGAGACCAUCAAAUAGCCCUCAACAGCUGUACUAAUCCAUAUUACAUCAAGAACUGUGCAGCUAAAGAGAAAUGAGUCCAUCAUGACUUUCAAGUGUCUCAAAAAAAAAAAAACCCUAAGCCCACAGUAUUAGGUGGUAUCUAAACUUGACCGGUACUGUACGUACACAGUCUGGCCCAGUAUAUCUCACUGAGCACAUGAGGUACAACUACUCAUUCAUGCAUUUAGCAGAGCCUAUACAUGUCAGAUCUGCCUUAAUAUCAACAAAUCUUUGACAAAAGGUACGUAAAUCAUAAAUUCAGUGUGUUGAGUGCAGGAUGAGCGUUAAUUCUUGUGCUUGUCUUUAGUAAUAGAUUUGUGAUGUGUAUUAGUUCUCUGACAGAAGCACAUCCAGACUCUAGAGGGUGAGCAGCAUAGUUUCUGUAGGGGGAAAGUCAGGAUGCCUUGGGUAACAUUAGCACUCCCUCAACUCCAGCAUAAGAGUCCUGCCAGCAGGGGAAAAGGGUGAUGACUCAGCAGCAUAAUUGCAGAGCCAAAGCUAAGGCUUGCCCAACGAAGCACCAUUGCUCUCUGCUUCACAUGUCUGCUUUCCACAGUAAAGCACCUAGUGAGAAACCUGAAAGACCUCUGGUUAUAGGACACCAUCUUGUGGCAUGUGAAAUUAGCUAGGCCUUAAGAGGCCCUAGUAGCUUUACUUGGGUGUAUACGGAAAACCAGGGCGCCGGACACAGCAGGUAAUCUUAAGGGUGCAUAGCUUUUCAAAGUUAGUUAGAACAAGUUUGUAAACAUUUGCCUUCACUAAUGUAAAUGUCCGAUGCUGUAACAUGCCCUGGCUCCAUCCCAAUACAGCAGAGUGAUGUAGUUUCCACUGCUGGUGGUCUAGGUGCUGCUCAGAAAACAAUGUGAGCUUUAUAGAUAAUGGGAGUAAUUUUGAGGAUAAGGCUGGUAUCCAUGCAACUCAAGAAGGUGCUGCUCUCAUUUCUUGCAACAUAGCCCAUAGUCUCAGAACAGGCUUAGUUAAUUUGUAACAAUCUAGAGCCAAGGCAAGGGAGCAGACAAACAGGCUAACCUGACCAGCUGCUAGUUGCACAUAAUUAGGUUCCAUUAUAUUCAGACUGUUGGUUCCAAGCUAUACAAAAAGUAGAAAUUCAGUUGUUUACACAAAGCCUUAGUUGUUGGAUACUUUAAAAUAUUGUGUGAUAACCAGGAAGACCCCCUGAAAACAGCAUGUGUCCAUUCUAGAUUCAGUAGGUGUUAAUCAGAUCAUAGAACCCAUUCCUAAUGGUGGUCUCCCACUCAACAUUCAGGUUAAAUAUAGAAAAUAGUCACACUCCCACAGUCUGAAGCUCCCUCCAAAUCACUCAUCUUAUUUGAAACACAUCUGAACAAUGUAUGCACCUUGCCACACUACGGCAAACAUGCAUUGUCAACUGCUGCAAAGUAGUAUCACUAGUUUUCCAAAGUUAUCAACUUUGGAUUACUGUUAGGCCCAACAGAACUUGAUCAGGCAACUGAAUGCUUAAAUGUCAAAGUGCCAGUAUACUUUAUUUUUCUUGUAAGUAGAACUAUUAUCUAGAAGGGGGGAAAAAAACUAGCACACUGGUAUACCAAUUACACAUGCAUCUUAUCACUCAAUGUAAAUGGCAAACAAAAUUGGUAAUAUUCCAAUUAGCAUGGAAGCAGAGCCUCUUGAACUAUAGAAACUGUUCGUGUUGCUAGAUCAAUGUUAGUAGAUGCAAAAAUAAUCCUAGAUUAUUUACUGUAGUAAAAUUAACUAGGAAUAAGACCACCACAACCCUGCACACCUUUAUGUAGUGAUUUUUUUUUAAAUGGCAAAACUUAAUAGUAAGUUUGGCUUUUAAUUUAAAGCCAGACAAUAAGUAAACCUGUAGAUAAUAUAACUCAGAUCAGUGAUUAGUGUUUUACUCCCUUUAGAGAGGACUGAACUAACCCCCAGUUUCCUCUUCAACUCGUGUACUUGUUCCUUUACCCCCAUGAUUCUUCAAACAGAUGAUACCAGAAACAAUCAAACCUUCUAAAAAUGAUCACUACUUCCAUCAACACUGGCUAUGUACUGAAAUCCUUUAAACUAGAAGUCAAACCCCUGCUUACAAAACCUAACUUUGACCCAUCAGCCACCCAACUACAGGCCACUAUCAAACUUCUUUGGCUCAAAAGAUCCUAGAAAAAGCUGUGAGACAGAAGUUAUGCUCACACCUACAUAGGAAAAACAUCUAUGAAAUGUAUCAGCCAGGAUUUAGACCUCAUCAUAGCACUGAGACAGCAUUAGUUAAAAUAGUAAAUGACGACCUAGCAGCCUCUCCUUGCUUGUAUUGCUUGACCUUAGUGCAGUUUUUGACCAUAAUAUUCUCCUUGAUGGACUGGGGGGUAGAGUCAUUGCAGUUAAGGUAAUGGCCUUCUCCUAGCUCAGGUCAUUUAACUCAUCAGUUUACUGAUGUAAAUGGUGAUUUUUUUUUCUAAUGCACACCAAGGUAAAGUUUAGUUCCACAAGGUUCCGUCUUAAGCCUCCUACUUUUUUCCUUUCAUAAGCAUGGUAUUAGCGUUCACUGUUAUGCUGAUGACACACAGUUGUGUUUCAGCAAAGCCAGAAACGAGACAGCAGCUUAAUACAAUUGAGGAAUGAGUCAAGGACCUUAGACGCUGAAUACUUAAUGUACUUGUAUUAGGACCACAUGCACCUAGACAUGAGCUUUCUGAUUACACACCAACUCUGGCUGGCCUUUGUUUCUUAAUGUGCAGCAAUAAAAGACCUUGCUGUGAUUAUUGACUCCAGUCUUUCAUUUGAAACUGAUUUUAUAUAUUGGUAAUAUUUCUGAGAUGAAAGAAGGCUAUCCAAGUAAUGCCAUACCGUCGAUGUUCCAGUAGGUGCAUAAACAAGCUCCAGUUAAUACAAUACAGCAGUAAGAGUCCUAACCAGAAAACAUGACCAUUAAAUUUUGCACCAAUUAUAAAAUACUACUGUUGACCUAUAAAAGCACUGAAUGGUGUUGCACCAGUCCCUAAGUGAACUUCUGGUCUUUUAAUGACCUGCCACACCUACUUAGAUUAAAAGGUGCAGCCUCUUGCUUAGCUUAUUAGGUAAAGGAGCAAAUCUGGAGGGUUCUCAGGCAUCGUGUGUUUUGGUGAACUGGAAUGUAUGGAUGCUGUCAUUCUCUCACUCAGGUCUGUUGACUGUGUGGCUGGCCCCUUUCUGGCCUCAUGGCUGUGUUACUUCCUGGUUCUCCUUUUUAGUCAUGCUGGAGUCUCUGCUUUUACUCAGUGCAUCAUGUACACUGUUCUUAACCAUUAGAUGACAACAGGUAUACCCAACAAUCUGUGCAUGUCUCUCUCUCUCUCAUAUUACACGUCACUCCUGAGAAGUGAUGCUUGAGCCAUCCUUAUGCCCUACUUCUAGCUGAGGAUCUAUCACUUCACUCCUGUGGAGGAUGGCCCCAUAGGGGCAGCCUAAAGAUACACUUAGAAGAUGGCUCUGGCCACUUAAGCCCUUAUAGCAAAACUGUAGUCUUACUACAGUUGCCAUAAUUUUAAGACUAUAACAGUUGGUAACUUCAACCAGAGAUGUCAACAUACACGAUUUGGGCAUAGCGGCUAUGGAUUUGAAGUACAGUUAUGGUGCUACGUGUAGACCUGAAUAUAAUACAUUUUCAACCGGUUUUGCCUGUGUAUUGAUCAAAAACAUUUUUGGCAUUUGACCUGUGUAGGUCAUUGUUUACACCGAUUCGAAUAAUUCCAGAAGUGUAUUGCAUCCUUAUGUUUGCUGCGCUGUGAUUGGCUGAGAGGUGACCUGAUUCAUGCUCCUGGCCAAUCACAGCAUGUGUUAAAAGUACUCAGAAAUGCACAGUAGUGAGGCAGAGUCGUUUUCCUGGAAGCAAAUUGGAUUCGUUGAUCAUGUUCCAGAACUGAAACUGUUGAUUUCUCUUACAAAUUAGCGUUAGGUGUGAAACAAAGACGGACCAUGGAUUGUGAAGGAAUCUCCACUGAAAAAGGAGGCUAUGUGAACAGUAAUUUCUAGCUGAGUGGCUGUGUGUUGUACAGUCAAAAUUGGACCAAAAAAAAGUCACCAUGCCUACUGUACUCUGUGUAGAUGUGACUUCAGCACUAUGUAUAUUCCAAUGCAGAGUGUGAGCAAGUGUUCAGUCUUGUAAUCAGAAAAUCAGACUGAGUUCAAGCCAAACAUGAAGCCUGAGACUGAGCAGCCUGGUCACAUACAAGCAAUUCAUGAUUGCCAAAAGUUGAGCGUGCCACCACUAGUCAUACAACAGAAGUACACUGAAGAAAGCAAAGUCAGCUACAUACAACAAAUUAUCAAAGUAACUUCAUGUUCACUUUUAAUUAAAAUGUUGUAUGGAUGGGUAUCUUUCAGCAUUGACUCAAGUCCAAUAUUAGACUGGUGUACAGUUCAGGAAGUAAAUACAGUAUUAAUUUUGUUAUUGAAAGACCUAUACAUAAACCUUGUCUUUUACUCUGGCUUUUGUUGAUCAUGAUAACUACUGAACACAGUACAAGCUCAGUUAUCUGAACCCUUUUUACUUCAUUUAAGUGAGCCAAACUUUCUCCCAGAGAGUUUGGAUAAUUUAACUUUUACUGUACAGUAAAAACACUGCAUUUAUUUUCCUCAAAUAGUAGCUCAAAAAUGGCCUAGAUUGCAUCUCUGAGCUUCCCUGAAAUUUGGGUUUGAGAUGCUACUCUCGUUUGUCAAUGCUGGCAUCUCUGCUUCAACAAAAUAGACCAUGUCAAAACUAUAAAUUAAUUUCCUGAUUACACAAUUGCAUUUUUUUUUUUUAACUAUAUAAAAGACACACUUCUAGAAGCAAGCCAUUAAUAAACCCAUCCUCAUUUGGGUGAUGUGUGAUUUAUGUUAUGUUCUCAGAGUUUUUCCUUGCCACCAUCACCUCAGGCUUACUCAUUAGGGAUAAAUUUAAAUCAUGUUUAAAAUCUUUUUUUUUUUCUUUUUUAAAAAACAAAGCACCUUUACAGAUUGUCCAUUGUUAAAUGCACUAUACAAAUAAGUUGACUAUCUAAAAAUCAAGUAAUCAUGUGGCAGAAUUGCAACGCAUAAAAUCACGCAGAUACAGGCCAGCAACCUCAGGUAAUGUUCACAUCAACCAUCAUAUACACAGCUUUGUUACUUACCUUCAGCUCCUUGUGUGCCUGUGCACGUCUGUACAGGGCUUUAACAUUAGCUGGGUCCAGCUGAAGAGCCUCCUCGCAAUCCUUCACUGCUUCCUUAUACAUUUGUAGUGACAGAUAGCACAGAGCCCUAAGUGCACACAGACCGAACAGUAAUCUUGAACAUUACACCUAGGGUCAUACAGAGGUAAUAAACCCAUCUUCAAUCUUGGUUCAUAAAUCCAGCAUUGGGAAGCAAGUUUGACUGGUUUUUCCACAAAAUUUGUAGACAUUCCAACUAACAUGAGUGAAUAAACUGGAUUACACAUUCAAUUUUAACAAGAGACCCAAAAGCUUUACAGAAUUCUUGAUGUAUAUCCACGGUCUUCUGGGUGAUGCUGAAUAGCGAUAUAGUUAUAUUAAGAAAAUCAAACAGUACUAUGUUGAAAGGAUGUUUGAACAUAUUGUGAAUUAGUCUGGUUAUGAGCAAGGUGACGUUUUAAAACAUAAAAACUAGCAAUUUGUAGGAGGUCUGCAGGAUAAGAUUAUCCAUUCAUGCACAAGGAGUCUUGAGAACAACAGUGACGGAGGGUGAGGCAUGAGAUCAAACCUCAAAAACAUCCAUCCCACUUUACUAUAACUCCGUGUCCAUGAACUGAAAUUUGCACCUUUACCCGAGAGAAAGGCUAUUUAGCAAAAUGCCUGAACCUUGUGAUCAAAGCAGACAUAUUGAAUCCUAAAAAAGUAAUAUGCUCCAUCAGUGUCUCAUCAGUUGGUUUGGGCCAUUUGUUUGCAUGAUCUGGGUCUUUUAUUCUGUGGUCUUCAUUUGUGCCAAAUCUUAAUUAAACAAAACAACCCACAUGGAGAACAAAAUCCAUGCAGAGAACACAAAAUUCCACCCAGAAAAAUGCCUUAUAGAUUUAUUUUCUACAUUAUAUUUUAGGUAGCUAGAGUUAGCAAGCUAGCUGUAUGCAUCACUUCAGGCAAUAUGCAAAAGGAAAACCUCCUACCAUACACUAGAUGGUGCCAUGUUCGUGACCACCUGUUGUAGCAGCUUGCGUCCUCGUCGUUUUUGCACCUAGUUAAUUGUUGUAUCUAGUACGCUACCUGUCUUGUUUUAAACAUUGAUUGUCCAGUAGAAGAAAAAAAAAAAAAGAUGCUUUUUCCUCCCCCAAUGGUCUAGAUACUUUUGUUGCUCUUCUUUGCCCUCAGAUCACCUCAAAUGACUUGACAUCAUACUUGCAACUCAGCUGGCAUUACCUACACACGCAAUUGACUGUUGCAACCAGACAAAAGUUCUCAAUUCUGUAGGAGCCAAGGAGAUGAUGGUGGGGUUGCAGAGCCAUUGUUAAAAGAAUGAAGAUGGGGGGGGGGCACAUACAGUAGCUCUAAAGAUGCCCACAGUUCUACUGUCCUGCCUCCUCUUGGCAGAUCUGACCACAACUUAGUUCUGCUCAUACUAUGAUACAAGUCAGUUAUUCAGCAGCAACUAAUGACCGAGGAAAUGGGCCAUGACGAACAGCGCAUGGUGCCCUGGAAGCUACUGACUGGAAUGUCCUGUAUGAACUACAUGGUGAGAACACUGAUGGCAUAACAGACUGUGUCUCUGAGUACACUGGCUUCUGCAACAACUACUCAAUUCCCAUUAAACAAGUCCACUGCUACCCAAACAACAAUCCCUGGUUUACCAGCUACCUGAAGGCCCUACUCCACAAAAAGAAAAAGGCAUUCAUUCAGUACCGGAGGCCAGAUGGAGUGCAAUCCUGUACAGAGGGAACUAAAACAGAGACUGAAAGAGAGAGUAAAGACUACAACAGAAAAAUACUGGAGAAGAAACUGCAGAAGUUAGAUACUUUGUCCCCAUAGGGAAACUGUUCCUCAGUGAGUAAAACAUUGGUCUCCAGCAUGACCAUACAAGCAGCUUAAAAGACACUUCGACCAUUCAACACACAUGCACCAGUCAUAUCACAGUGUUAAUACUGCACUUAAUCCAAGAUAAUCAAGGCUAGAGAUGUCUGGAGUGGGAUAAGAGAGAGAACCUGCUUCUAGAGGAAAGGAGGAGGUGCAGCUAAAGGGACUCUUAAGUGGGCAAACAAGCUGAACCAUUCCCCCCCCAACAGGUUCAACUUUGCCCCUCAACCUUAAGCAGCCCCCAAACUAUCCCUCUGGACCUUGUCAUGUCCCCCACUCUCCAAGCUGGAUUUUACAUCAUGGCCAACCAGAUGAAGAGAAAGCUAGAGAGACUUCACCAGGGCAAGGCUGCUAGACCAGAUGGCAUCAGCCCCAAGUGCUGAAGGCAUGUACUGACCAGCUAUGUGGAGUACUCCAGCACCUUUUUAACAGGAGUCUGCACAUCAGGAGGGUUCCUGUGUUAUGGAGAUCAUCAUGCCGGGUGCCAAUGCCCAAGAAGGGGUGUCCUACAGGCCAACAGCAGUAACCUCUCACAUAAUGAAGCAGUUUGGCCUUUGUCAGAUCACCACCUGCUGGAAGUUAAUUGAGUUCAGAAAGAUCAUUAAGGUUGUUCUGCUGUGCAGUUAUACUUGAGGUUGCAGUUUGCAAAAACUUCUCUUUUACUGGCAUGGGAACAGUCGGGAUAGGAGGAAGCUUUUCUCGCCAAGAUGGUCCAUCCAUCUCCGUCAGUGCCUUUGUCAUUCUGAAGAUAAAUAAAAAUUAAUUUUGAGAAA